AGUCUGCCGUUUUUUGUAUUCCGAAUAAGUUAUUAUCAUAUAAAUAAAAUAACGCAGAUUUUUUUACCUAAACGCAAACAGGUGAAAUACCGCGGCAAAACUGGUUUUUUAAGUGUUGUUACUACUGGGUCUUAGACACGACGUUGUCAGUCGACCGCAACUCAUCCCAACUACCUCAGUCUGACUUACAGUGGCCAGCAGAAUAGUGCACUAUGAGGAAAACAAUGUUAUUUUGUGUUUUACUGGUGUCGUUGAUAUGUAACAGUUCCGGACAUUCAAUACUCGGUGGAAUACUAUCUGGAGCACAUGAAAUCGGUACGAAAGUGCACAAUACUUUAGGGGGCCUGGCUCAGGGCGCCCUGAAUUUUGGGGGGCAUCUACAAAUCAACCAUGGGCAUGGGCAGUCAGGCCACCGACCACCCCCACCGCCUCCACCGCCGCCUGGUUCUGGAAACCCCACUGAAACUAUCAUCGUAGUCGUAGAAAGUGACGGAAACUCGCAUCAUAACCAUAACCAUCAUGGACAGAGACCAUCAUACGGGAACGGACAACAAAAUAAUUAUAAUAACCAAAACCGGCCGGGAUAUAACUAUGGACCUCCCAACAAUGGACAGUCGAACGGCAAUAAUUACAACCAGCAAAAUCCUAGACCCGGAUACGGCUACAACCAAGGACAAGGAAAUCCCAAUGGAAAUCCCUACAACAACAAUAAUCAGAAUAAUUACGGUGCCAGACCUCAGAAUAAUGAAAACUUCAAUCAAAAUUAUGGUACCAAACCGUCUUACGGUAACGGUGGCAACUACAACCAAAACAACUACGGUUCGCCUCCUACUAAUAAUGAAAAUUACAAUCAAAAUUAUGGAACGAAACCGUCAUACGGUAACGGUGGCAACUACAACCAAAACAACAAUCAAAAUCAAGGAAUACCUAAUAACCCUCCACCACCGUUUGAGAAACCCACUCAAGAUGGGUCGCUGGACCAAAAUAUUGCCAAUGUUUUCACGACCGAACCGCCUAAAAAGAAUCCGUAUGGCUGCGUUUAUGAUGUAAACAAGGAAAACACAAAUAAUAUUCCUACUACUAAGCCGGAGGUUGUAAACAAUGAGCAUACGACUAAAAAAGAUGAUGACGUUCCUCUAUUCGUGCCGCUCAAUCCGAACCAGUACCACUACAACGGCGAUAAAAUUGAAGUCAAAGAACCAAAACGUGAGACAAAACCUGAAACGGAGGACAACGAAAGUUAUCCCAUAGACAUAAGAUUUGGCGAUGAUAAAUAAUUUAGUUUUAAGUUAUUUAAACUAAAAUGAAUGACUGAGUAACAACUUUUUGAAAGGGUGUAAAUUAAGUUUUUUUAAUGACCCAAAAAUAUUUGACUUAUCAGUAUUUUUAACUGAAACAUAAAUGUUGUGUGAAACUAAUUUUAAUAAGUUAAAUAUAAA
This is a messenger RNA of Ostrinia furnacalis (Asian corn borer), 1439 nucleotides long. Its product is annotated as homeobox protein 2. The record is from RefSeq and is a predicted model, not a curated record. The transcript has a single exon. The coding region runs from base 213 to 1277 and encodes 354 amino acids. Lineage: Eukaryota; Metazoa; Arthropoda; Insecta; Lepidoptera; Crambidae.